AUGUACUCGCAGGGCCCUGCUCAAAAUGGACCUUCUCCAGGCCGGCCAAAGCUGCAUGGCAAUGACACUAAUAACGGUGAUGGUGCCACUGGUCACAAUCACCAGAAUAUACCAUCUGGCAGCGGAAACAGUAGCAAUGGUAGUGAUAAUACUGCUGGCAACAAUAGUGGUGGGGACGGCAGUAGUAGCAGCAAUCCUGAUACGGAGCACACCCAGCCGCGCAUGUCAACACCCCUUGGGGGUGCCGUCAGUUAUGGCAUUUAUACGGGCUACAGCAGCCGCAAGCCGUAUCGCUGUAAUGUGUGCCGGAAAGGCUUCUCGGUGAAGGCGAACCUACACAAGCAUGAGUUGAUGGCGGAUGAAGAGAAACACUUUUAUUGCAACCAAUGCCACAAAGCUUUUAGCCAACGUGAGAAACUGACCAACCAUCUCCGCACGCAUUCGGGGGUCAGACCAUUCACGUGUAAUGUUUGUGGAAAGUCAUUUGGUCAACGUACUCAUCUGACUACUCAUUCGCGCAUCCACACCGGAAUCCGCCCGUACGCUUGCAGUCAGUGCCCCAAACGGUUCAGCCAAAAGGACCACCUGGUCAACCACAGCCGUACCCACAGUGGUGAGAAACCAUUUCUCUGCGUGAUUUGCCAGAAGUCGUUUUCGCAGCGUGCGCACCUGAAGAAGCACAGCCAGGCCCACCUGUCGUCCCCAGGGGGUGGUAUUCCGGCCAUUGGAAACAGUGGUAACACCAGCAUCAACACCACUACUACCAACAACAACAAUGGCAAUGGCAACAGUGGGAACUGCCACCAAGAUUCCUGCAAGUCUGCAACACCUGGCCACCCACACCACCACCACCACCACCACCAUCACAACCACCAUAACCACAACCACAAUCAUGGCCACAAUCAUGGCCACAACCAUCACAAUCACCACCAUCACCACCACCAUGACCAACAACCCCAUCACCAUCACCAGCACCAGCAUCACCACCACCAGCCACAGUGUCACAACCAAAACACACCAUCUAACUGUGGUCAUGGGAAUGCCCACCACAAGCCUACAUGUAAGGGUGGUGGUGGAACCUCAUCGCAUCACCAUCAUCAGCACCACCAACACCAUCAUCAGCACCACCAACACCAUAACAGUGGCAACCAUCACCACCAUCAUCAGCAUGAACAUCAUCGACCACACGAGCAUCACCAGCAUGAACACCACCGUCAGCAUGACCAUCAUCACCAACAUGAUCAUCACCAUCAGCACCAGCCACCGCCCCAGCCUCAACCACAACCCCAGUCGCAACCACCACCACCGCCACCCCCACCACCACCACCACCACCACAGCAGCAGCAACAACCACAACAGCAACCACAGCAGCAGCCACAACAACAACAACAGCAGCAGCAACAACCCCAGCAACACCAACAUCAUACUUCGACUACAACAGCACCACCACCUCCACCUCCACAACAGCCAUCUCCUGUGCCAGCCAAUCUCCCUACCUGGCGACCGGCGGCGGCGGCCACGAGUUCCAACUACGGCAACUGGACAUCCGGUUCUGCAGCUGCGUCGGCUCUGACGACUCCCUGGACGCCUGGAUGGAAUGAUGUCACCCAGGGCAGACAGAGAGAGUGA
Acanthosepion pharaonis is the source of this 1629-nucleotide messenger RNA. NCBI's taxonomy places the organism in Eukaryota, Metazoa, Mollusca, Cephalopoda, Sepiida, Sepiidae. The record is from the annotation of a GenBank genome assembly.